Letharia columbiana is the source of this 1386-nucleotide messenger RNA. RefSeq lists its product as uncharacterized. The record is from RefSeq and is a predicted model, not a curated record. NCBI's taxonomy places the organism in Eukaryota, Fungi, Ascomycota, Lecanoromycetes, Lecanorales, Parmeliaceae. The transcript has 12 exons. The coding region runs from base 1 to 1386 and encodes 461 amino acids.
AUGGCGGAUUCAGCUGGCAAGAUGUAUGCUCUCGCACUUGUGCUGAGCCUUCUCACCAUCGUCGUAACCGCCCUGCGUUUUUAUGCUCGACGCAUGAAGCAGGCUGCGCUUUCAUGGGAUGAUUAUAUGAUUCUACCAGCGUUGCUUCUCACAAUUGGCACGGCGGUUUGCAUGUUGGUUGGUACUUCAAUCGGCAAUUUAGGACAGCACACGGGAAGCGGAGAAGACGGAUCAGGCAACGAAAUUCCAGUUUUCGACCAUCGCUUAAAAGUCUUCGAACAAAUCGUUUUCGCGACGCAACUUACGACAACACUGACUUUCGGGUUCACGAAAUUGUCUGUAUUGCUUUUCUAUAAAAGGAUCUUCAAAGGCACCUUCGUCAAACCAUCUGUGUGGACUAUGAUUGGUGUCGUCGUUGUCUGGACACUUGGCUUCUUCUUCGCCAACCUGUUCCAAUGCUGGCCCUUAUGGAUCGACUGGACCAAUUUCGGCUUUACGUACCAGAAUUGCAUCAACACGAACGCAAUGUAUCUGGCUCAAGCUUGGUCAGAUGUUCUCACGGAUUUAAUCAUCCUGACUCUGCCGCUUCCAUGUAUUUGGGUAAUGCAACUGCCUGCAAGGCACAAGGCUGCUGUCAGUGGCAUGUUCCUUCUCGGAGGACUGACCGUGGGAGCGGGUAUCGCGAAGCUCGUAGUUUUCAACAAAGUUGUUCAAGAAUUGGACGUGGGAUUCUUGGACAUCAGCUACAUGAACACACCCCUGGUAUACUGGCCAAUGGUCGAGUCUUCCAUGGGCGUUGUCGGCGCCUGCCUGCCAUUAUUGCGGCCCCUCUUCGUUGGUGCUUCUUCAAACGGCUUCAUGCGCAGCCUAAAGAGCGUGAAGAUAGCCUCGCUCAACUUGAACGAAGACGCACUGAAGCAACUCGAAGACGAUUCGCCAGGAGCGCCGGGUUCAACUACGGCGUUUACAAAGUUCGGAUCCGAGUCUACAGUGGUGCCAUCCAAUGCCGAGUACAGCUCCUAUGAAAAUAUUGCGCCGAAGGCCUACCGGAUAGACAGUCUUGACAGCCUGAAACUUGAUGCCGAGAAGGAUACACAUUUAAAUGGGGCUCGUCGUGGUGAUGACUACGUGAGUACCUCAGCACAACCGACUCGAAAGCCCUGGAUCUCUUUGCAGGUAGAAAGGUUCGAGGCCGAUGCACCUGUCAAGCCAACACGUGCACCUCGCAUCGCACCCUCCAACCUCAAGCGGGAAGGAAAGAAGACAGCCGAUCUGAGGACCUUGCCGACCCUCGGCACAGCACUUGAACAUACAGUCCCAACACAGCGCUUCACGCAGACAGGCCCGGGUGUCUCGACGCUUGGGAUCUCGAGCGCUACGGCAUGA